Molecule: messenger RNA, 1800 nt
Organism: Setaria italica (foxtail millet)
Lineage: Eukaryota; Viridiplantae; Streptophyta; Magnoliopsida; Poales; Poaceae
Product: ribose-phosphate pyrophosphokinase 2, chloroplastic
Exons: 8
Coding region: 246-1448 (400 amino acids)
Biological process (GO): purine nucleotide biosynthetic process; ribonucleoside monophosphate biosynthetic process; 5-phosphoribose 1-diphosphate biosynthetic process
Cellular component (GO): ribose phosphate diphosphokinase complex; cytoplasm
Molecular function (GO): ribose phosphate diphosphokinase activity; magnesium ion binding
Source: RefSeq, a predicted model, not a curated record
CUCCGCAAAAGCGCGAAUGCGCCACGCACCUAACCUCAAUUAAAAUACCGCAGAAAAGGAAGCCAUACACACAAAAAGGACCGCCACCAUCGCCGCCGCCACCCCCGACCCCGAGCGCCCGCACUCCAAAGAGGAGAGGCAGCCGCCGCCCGAGACGCGCCUCCCCCCCCCGCAUCCACGCGCGCACCCUACCGCCGCCCUCCGCACUCUCAGAACCCUAGCCGCGCGCGCCGCCUCCCUGCCCCAUGGCGGCCACCGCGGCCGCGCCGGGGACCGCGUCGUCCCUGCUCCUCUCCCUGCGCCGCAGCCGCGGCGGCGACUCCUCGUCGUCGUUCCGCGCCGCCGCCCCGCGCUUCCGCUCGCCGAGGUGCGUGCUCGGGAGCGAGCAGCUGCGCGCGGUGGAUGGGGGAAAGCGGACGGGCGGGGUCGAGCAGCGGGGCGCGGUGUGGACGCCGAAGGCGCCCGCGCAGGAGGCCAGGCUCGCGGCGCUGCCAAGGGACGCGCGGGACUCCAGGAUGAAGAUCUUCUCCGGCACGGCCAACCGCUCGCUCUCCCAGGAAAUUGCUGCUUACCUGGGUGUAGACCUCGGCAAGAUCCUCAUCAAAGGCUUCGCCGAUGGAGAAAUUUACGUGCAACUGCAAGAGAGCGUGAGAGGAUGUGAUGUGUUCUUGGUCCAACCAACAUGCUCUCCUGUCAACGAAAACCUCAUGGAGCUCUUCAUCAUGAUUGAUGCAUGCCGGAGGGCUUCAGCACGGUCUAUUACUGUUGUCAUCCCAUACUUUGGGUAUGCCAGAGCAGACAGAAAGGCUCAAGGGCGUGAGGCCAUUACUGCCAAACUUGCUGCAAAUUUACUUACAGAAGCUGGAAGUGACCGUGUCAUUGUGUGUGAUAUUCAUUCUACACAAGCGCUGGGGUACUUUGAUAUUCCUGUGGAUCACAUAUAUGGGCAGCCUGUGAUUCUGGAUUACCUCGCCAGCAAGACAAUAUCUGAAGAUCUUGUGGUUGUUUCUCCUGAUGUGGGUGGUGUUGUCAGAGCACGUGCAUUUGCCAAAAAAUUAUUUGAUGCUCCUUUAGCUAUUGUUGAUAAAAGAAGACAGGGUCACAACAUGUCAGAGGUCAUGCACUUAAUCGGUGACGUGAAAGGGAAAGUUGCUAUCAUGGUUGAUGACAUGAUUGACACAGCAGGGACAAUCACUAGUGCUGCAGCUUUAUUAAAACAGGAGGGAGCUGAAGCUGUCUAUGCUUGUUGUACACAUGCUGUUUUCAGCCCUCCUGCAAUUGAAAGGCUUUCCGGGGGCAUCUUUGAGGAGGUUAUAGUGACAAACUCCAUCCUGCUGCCAGAAGACAAAUGCUUCCCUCAGCUCACGGUGCUUUCAAUGGCAAACCUUGUAGCAGAAACAAUCUGGCAUGUUCAUCGUGAUGGUUCCGUGAGCAGCAUCUUCCAAUAGCAGAUGCACAUCGCCUCAUCUCGUCUUAAGCUUAUGCAGUAUAGAGAAGGGACCUAGUGCCUGUGCUGUUUUCGUAGGGAGUCAAUUUUGGCGGCGAGAUAUAAUAAUGUGGUAGUGCCAAAGAUAUAAUUAAUAAGGCAGUAUUGCCGAUGAUACUGAGAAUGUAGUGUGUCGAGCUCCUGACCCUGCCUCUUGAUGUUGAGGCUCAGUCCUAGUGUAAAAGCAUGACCCAUGCAUGUCACUCGCAUAAUUCUUUGGAUGUUGAGGGAUGUUGUGUUCAUGCCAUCCACACAAUACGGUGAAGACAGUAAUAGCUCCAAUGAAUCACGCUUCGUGUUAUCGGUUUUCUUCA